GAGGCUGGCACUUCAUAUGGCGCACACGCACCCAACGCCGGUGCUGGUGGCAGUCAGGGCGGCCCGGCGGACGUCAAAGGGCCAUCGUACGGCGGUGACGAGGACAAGGACGAUGAAGGUGGCAGUGGUGGUUUCGGUAACCCUGACGAGUAUGGCUUUAAAGGAGCAGGUUGCGAGGCAGCAUACGUUCAGGGAGGCGGGACGGACGACGGCGACGGCGAUGGUGAGGAGCAGCGGCGGCGGCGUCCCAGGUCUGAUGAUGGCGACCUACCCGCCUAUCGCUCUGCAGCCGUAGGAAACUUCAAGUUUGAGUAUCUGGAUCACACGGCGGAUGUGCAGCUGCACGCAUGGGGCGCUGACCUGAAGGAGGCGUUCGAGCAGUGCGCCCUGGCCAUGUUUAACUACAUGUCGCCAAUAAAGCAUGUACGGCUGCAGGAGAGCAGGACGUACCGCAUGGAGGGUCACGACCUGCCCUCCCUGCUGUACGCCUUCCUGGACGAGCUGCUGUUCGUGUUCGCCACGGAGCUGUUCCUGGCUGCCUCCGUGCGCAUCACGUCCUUCGACCGGGAGUCCUUCGUCAUCGAGGCAGAGGGGUUUGGGGAGACCUUUGACCGCACCGUACACGAGGUUGGGACGGAGAUCAAGGCGAUCACGUACAGCGCUAUGUCAAUCGGAGAGCGAGAGGGAGAUGCAGAGAUCUUCGUCAUUGUGGACAUCUAGGCAGCCACCUGGCUGUGACACCUAAUG
This is a messenger RNA of Astrephomene gubernaculifera, 747 nucleotides long. The record is from the annotation of a GenBank genome assembly. NCBI's taxonomy places the organism in Eukaryota, Viridiplantae, Chlorophyta, Chlorophyceae, Chlamydomonadales, Astrephomenaceae.